GGCGCACGCGCCGUGAGCGCCUAGUCCUUUGCUUUGUUGACGUUGAUGCGAAGCGGCGCAAGCGCGCUUGGAACGUGUCUGUCAGAGGCUUCCGGGGACCCGCUAGGAGCCCAGUGUCCCCUGUGAUAUGCUUAUAUCGGCACUGUAAGACAUAGCUCCAAAAUGGAAGAGACUAGCAGGGAGGCAGUUGCCACAGCUGUACAGAGGGUGGCUGGGAUGCUUCAGCGGCCAGACCAGCUGGAUAAAGUAGAACAAUAUCGCCGGAGGGAAGCACGCAAGAAGGCUUCAGUGGAAGCUAGACUCAAGGCAGCAAUACAGUCACAGCUAGAUGGAGUCCGCACUGGUUUAAGCCAGCUGCACAAUGCACUGAAUGAUGUCAAAGCUAUUCAGCAUUCUCUGGUUGAUGUCAAUAAAGAUUGGCGGCAAAGUAUCAACACGAUUGAAAACCUCAAGGAUGUUAAGGAUGCUGUAGUUCAACAUCGCCAGGUGGCAGCUGCUGUAGAAAACCUAAAAAAUAUAUUCUCAGUGCCAGAGAUAGUUCAGAAAACCCAAGACUUAAUAGAGCAAGGGCAACUGCUGCAAGCCCAUCGAAAGCUGAUGGAUUUGGAGUGCUCUCGAGAUGACCUGAUGUAUGAACAGUACCGUAUGGACAGCAAGAACACCCAUGAUAUGAAUCUAAUUGACAACUAUUUUGGUGAUAUGCAAAAACUUUCUGAAGAAUUGGCCAAGCAGCUAUGGAUGGUCAUUCAGAGGUCUCUGGUCACUGUCCGUCGAGACCCAACCUUGCUGGUUUCAGUUGUCAGGAUAAUAGAGAGGGAAGAGAAAAUAGACAGGCGCAUGCUUGAUCGAAAAAAGCAAACUGGGUUCAUCCCACCUGGCCGGCCUAAAAAAUGGAAGGAGAAAAUGUUCAAUGUAUUAGAUCGAACUGUCACUACCAGGAUUGAAGGCACGCAAGCAGACACCCGAGAAUCUGAUAAAAUGUGGCUGGUUCGCCAUCUGGAAAUCAUUCGCAAAUAUGUCCUUGAUGAUUUGCUAGUAGCUAAGAAUCUUCUGGAUCAGUGUUUCCCCCCACAUUAUGAAAUUUUCAAAAAGUUGCUACACAUGUACCACCAAGCUUUGUCUAUACGUAUGCAGGACCUGGCAUCAGAAGACCUGGAAGCAAAUGAAAUUGUUAGCCUUUUGACAUGGGUAUUAAAUACUUACAAAAGUGUAGAGAUGAUGGGCAAUCCGCAACUUGCACCAGAAGUAGAUGUGAAUUCCCUGCAGCCUCUACUUUCCCAAGAAGUUGUGGAUGACCUUCUUAGUACAUAUAUGUCAACUCUAACAUCCAACAUUAUUGGCUGGUUACGGAAAGCCCUGGAGACAGAUAAAAAAGACUGGCUAGGAGCAAAUGAACCUGAAGCAGAUCAAGAUGGCUAUUACCAAACCACACUCCCUGCUAUUGUGUUUCAGAUGUUUGAGCAGAAUCUUCAAGUGGCUACCCAGAUAAGUGAAGAUUUGAAAAUAAAGGUGCUACAUUUGUGUCUUCAACAAAUGAGUUCAUUCCUCAGCAGGUACAAAGAAGAAGCUCAUUCAUAUAAAGAAGAGCACCUAAGAAAUCGUCAGGACCAUCCAUGUUAUGUACAGUAUAUGGUUGCCAUAAUCAACAAUUGUCAGACCUUUAAGGAAUCGAUUAUCAGUUUAAAAAAGAAAUACUUGAAUCCUGUGAUGGAAGAGAUCAUGACAAGCAGUCAUGCAAGCAUUGAUGCAGUUCUAGAUGAUGUUGCCAAAGAAGGAUGUUCAAGCCUGCUAGAUGAAGUCUUCAUGGAUUUAGAGCCACAUCUCAGUGAGCUGAUGACCAAAAAAUGGCUUGGAGGAUCCAAUGCUGUGGGCACAAUCUGUGUAACUGUAGAGGAUUAUUUCAAUGAUUUUGCAAAAAUAAAGAAGCCCUACAAGAAGAAAAUGACCGUUGAGUGUCAUCGUAGAGUCGUUGUGGAAUAUAUCAAGGCAAUUAUGUCAAAGCGUAUUACUUUCAAGACUGCAGAAGAAAGGAAACAAGGUGCUGAACGAAUGAAGACAGAAGCUGAACAGUUCCGAUUUCUGUUCAAAAAACUUGCUGCUGGAUCUGGGGAGGACACAGAAGGACUUUGCAGUGUAAUUGAAGCUAUAGCAGAAGUAUUCAAGUUGACAGAUCCUUCACUACUUUAUCUAGAGGUCUCAACUUUAGUCAGCAAACACCCAGAUAUCAGGGAUGACCAUAUUGCAGCUUUGUUGACAAUGCGAGGAGAUGCCAGCAGAGAGAUGAAGCAGACCAUCAUUGAAACACUGGACAAAGGCCCAAGCCAACCAAGUCCAAACUAUGUGCCAAUUUUUAAAGAUGUUACAGUUUCAACUCUAACUGUGCCAAAACUUCUUAAGUAAUAGCAACAUAUUUAAAUAUGUAUGGGUGUGGCAUUAAUAUGUUAUAAAUCUCUGUAGCCUAAUUUGAUUGUGCACUUAAAGAACAGAUGAGAGUUUCUUGCUAGGCUUUUAAUGUUUAUGUCUAAUAUUAGGAAUUAUAACAAGGACUAGAAAUAGCCAGAUUGGUCACUUGAAGAAUAUGCAGUAUUCUGAUGGCCAAAGUAGUUUGAAUUGCCAUUGUCAGCAAUACACUUCUCACAACUAUUUAUCUUGGCUUUUGUUUGUAUACUCUGAUGCACAUACUUUUAAGAAAAUACAAUAAUGAAUUAGCUUCUAGGUUGACAAAUAAAAAGCAAUUGACAUGUUCAAGGUA
This is a messenger RNA of Pogona vitticeps (central bearded dragon), 2752 nucleotides long. It is a transcript of the gene EXOC3, whose product is annotated as exocyst complex component 3. Gene Ontology annotation, molecular function: SNARE binding. Lineage: Eukaryota; Metazoa; Chordata; Lepidosauria; Squamata; Agamidae. The record is from RefSeq and is a predicted model, not a curated record. Gene Ontology annotation, cellular component: exocyst. Gene Ontology annotation, biological process: exocyst localization; exocytosis.